AUGGACGGCAUAGUGAUUUCUGUCGAUAAGUACUCGGACGAUAUGUUUUCGAACACAGCGAAGUAUAAUUUAGCAAGAACGACAACGACAAAAUCAGAUCAACGUCAAUCUAUUGUUCAAACCAAAACGCAGAAUCAGUAUAGAAAAUCACCAGAAGUAUCAGCAGUAACACUUGUUCGUAUGACACAACUAGCACCGGAAGAAACGACGAUAAAUGAUCCUUCACCGAAUUCAUUGAAGCAUAUUCUCCGUCAACGGCAGGGUAUUCGUCGACAAGAUUCGAAUUUAUCGGAACGUGUAAAAAGAUUUUAUCAGAGACAAGAUGAUCUUAUCAAUGGUUACAAACAAGUGGAGAAACGAGCAAACAAUAACGACGAGGAACGGGAAAAGAAUGAUGAUCUUCAGACAAAAUCAAAGAGAAUGACACUGAUCUUGUCUCGACUUUCGUUAGCAGUCAAUAUUCUAUUGUUUCUUACUAAAAUCAUCGCUGCCAUUCUAUCUAAAUCACUUUCAAUCGCGUCGACUGUGGUCGAUUCAGCUGUUGAUUUAGCAUCAUCUGUUAUUCUCUUUUGGGCAGCUCGGGCAAUGAAAAAACGAAAUAUUUACUUAUAUCCGCAAGGUCGGACACGUUUGGAACCAGUUGCUAUCGUUAUUCUGUCGGUAAUUAUGUGCGCUGCUUCUGUAAUGGUUGUCUACAAUUCAAUUGAUAUUCUUGUGACUGAAAUUAACUAUUUUACCGAGACGAAUACGACUAAAACAUUGUCAGAAAUUGAUAUGAGUGCGUUUCCCAUGACCGUUAUGUGUGUCACGGCGGUUAGCAAGGCUAUUCUAUUCUUUUUAUGUUAUCGCGUGAAAACUCCGACAAUGUCUGCAUUAGCUGAAGAUCAUCGAAAUGAUGUGGCGUCAAAUAUAAUUGCACUUGGUUGUGGACUCAUUGGUUCCUAUGCUUAUCAAAAUGCCAUUGAUCGACGUGCUAUCGUCGUGGAUCCAGUAGGUGCGGUCUUGAUUUCCGUUUAUAUUAUUAUUUCAUGGAUCAAACAAGCGAAUCGCCAAAUCAAACGACUAACUGGUUACACAGCAAAGCCACAAUUUCUAUCACAAAUUACGUGGUUGACUUUUCAUCAUUCGGAACAUAUACUCAAGAUAGAUACCGUUAGAGCGUUCCAUUUUGGCACUUCAUUUCUUGUCGAAGUUCAUAUUGUUCUCCCCGAAACCAUGCUCGUCAAAGAAGCACAUGACAUCGCCGAAGGACUUCAACAGAAAAUCGAACGAUUACCGGAAGUAGAACGUGCUUUCGUUCAUAUCGACUACGAAUAUCAACACAAACCAACCGAUGAACAUAAAAUUGUUUAA
Adineta ricciae is the source of this 1353-nucleotide messenger RNA. Lineage: Eukaryota; Metazoa; Rotifera; Eurotatoria; Adinetida; Adinetidae. The record is from the annotation of a GenBank genome assembly.